Clonostachys byssicola is the source of this 711-nucleotide messenger RNA. The record is from the annotation of a GenBank genome assembly. NCBI's taxonomy places the organism in Eukaryota, Fungi, Ascomycota, Sordariomycetes, Hypocreales, Bionectriaceae.
AUGUACUCCCCAGCACGUUUCGCAAUUGUGUUGGUCGGGUUAGUCCCGACUGCUUUAGCCUGUCUUGGAUGGGAAGGUGGACUGCCCACCCCAACCUCGAGCAAAACAAUCUCAGCCCCCAUUACCAUUGGUGCUGGUGAGACUUUCGACGCUGGGUGGGUGAAGUAUGACCGUGGGUCUGGUGCUUGCGAAGAUGGCGAAGGAGGCGAUUCCGAUGCCGUGUUUCUUCUAGAGUCUGGAGCAACGCUCCAAAACGUCAUCAUUGGAAAGAACCAAAUGGAAGGCGUCCACUGUCUUGGGCCCUGCACGCUCCGGUUUGUCUGGUUCGAAGAUGUCUGCGAGGAUGCUAUCACCAUUAAAGGUGACAAGAAAGGCGAGGAAAGUUGGAUCAUCGGCGGCGGCGCGUAUCAUGCUUCAGACAAGAUCGUCCAGCACAAUGGCUGUGGCACCGUCAACAUCAUCAACUUUUACGCCGAAGACUAUGGUAAGGUAUACAGGUCUUGUGGGAACUGUAGCAGCCAGUGCCAGAGGAACGUUUAUGUGGAAGGCACAACUGCCUACGACGGUGGCGAGGUUGUUGGCAUCAACUACAACUACGGCGAUACUGCUACGUUGAUCAAUGUCUGCACCGAUGCCGAUCAUCCCUGCGUCUUGUAUGACGGAUGCAGCAAUGGGUGUGAGCCUUCAAAGGUUGGCUACUGUUCGGGCUAA